Molecule: messenger RNA, 1700 nt
Organism: Gigantopelta aegis
Lineage: Eukaryota; Metazoa; Mollusca; Gastropoda; Neomphalida; Peltospiridae
Product: cell wall protein DAN4-like
Exons: 7
Coding region: 21-1211 (396 amino acids)
Biological process (GO): proteolysis
Molecular function (GO): serine-type endopeptidase activity
Source: RefSeq, a predicted model, not a curated record
UUCACGACAUCGACAGCGUCAUGGAUUCCGUGAAGAUUUCGCUGCUGCUGCUGUGCGUGUCUGUGUGGAUUGGAAACGGAAACUGUCUGCUUCAAUACUGCAAGUCAUGCACGGUGUGGAGCCCUACUAACGCGCUGUGCAGAUACUGCUGUGUAAAUGUCUACCAGUGCUGUGAAAACCCAGGAAGGAACACUGCUGACUGUGAUCAACUGCCCUGUCCGUGUAAAACAGACACAACGGCGACCACUCCGGCAACUACCACCCCGACAACUACCGCUCCGACAACUACCACUCCGACAACUACCACUCCGACAACUACCACGCCGACAACAACUACUCCAACAACUACCACACCGACAACUACUACUCCAACAACUACCAUAGCGUCAACUACGACACAGACAACUACCGCACCAACUACCACUCCAACCACGCCUCCUACAGUGACAACCCAAACAACUGCUACAGUUACGACUGCAACAGCGUCAGUAACACCAGAAGACCCAGCGCAGACAUCGACAGCUCCGACGUCGACCAUGGCCAUAACGACCCCCGCACCGAGGAACUGUACUUUACCAGGAGCAGGAGUACGGAAGCGUAUCCUCGGGGGUGCGGAUACAACAGUGUGUGAACGUCCGUGGAUGGUGCGCUUUGUCCUUACCCUUGAUUUUGGUCCUCUAGCACCACCUAUAAAAUCAACCAUCUGUAGUGGAGCGCUCAUCAGCAACACACAGAUACUUACUACAGACAAAUGUGCUGAGGAAAUCAAAACCGCUAAGGCAGGUUCGUUUCCAGUACAGGCUUAUUUCGCAGAUACAGAUGCCACUAAAGAUGAAACCCUUCAGACUGUUAGAGAUAUAGACGACCCUGCUGUAACAGGCAACGUUGCCACUGUUACGUUCAGUCCGCGAGUUCCUGAAGGUGAUGAUCUGUGUAUUCGUCGAAUAUGUCUCCCUGAUGAGACGACGGUGUUCACAGAAGAUGAUAAACAGAUGUGCAAAACCGCAGGCUGGGGUGCUAAAGUAAAUGAAGGCCUACCUUCUAACGUCAUCCAGGAAGCAGACACAACCCUAAUGCCGUCUGACGCCUGCAAAUAUGUGAUGCAAGUUCUUGGAGGGAUACCCAGUUUAAACGUCACUGCAGCACCCCCAGGUGCAAUUUGCUCCAAGACAGGAACAUCUAUUUCGACAUGCCCGGUACAGUAUAUUUAAAGAGAAUCAAAGUUUAGUCCCUCUAUUAAUCAAAGUUUAGUAAUAGAGGGACUUAUCUAGAUAGACAAAAAUAGCUACUGUCUAUCUUACCACCCCUACUAGUUACGACCCUGCAGGGCUAGAAAUGUUCAAAUAGUAAGUAAAAAAUGUAUUUUAGACUUAUCCAGGUGGACAAAAAUGGCUACUGUUCCCUGCCACUCUUACUAGUUACAGGCCUGCAGGUACAAUAUGGCCAACUGAAAAUAAGACAGGAUUGGGAAAAUUAGGACCUCUAAAAUGCAUUAAGUUGUAACAGAAUCUUGAGCUAGAUGAGAUAACCAUACGUAAAUCUUUCUUUUAUAAAAUGACCUGUGAUUUUGUGGUACUUUUAGCAGGUGAAUGUUUGCUUGGUCUAAACCGCCCCACCCCCCCCCCCCCCCCCCCCCCCCCAAAAAAAAAGAAAACCAAAAAAAAACCCGGCCUGCUUUUCGCUUUUCUCAGGCCAUUAUU